Molecule: messenger RNA, 1266 nt
Organism: Colletotrichum orchidophilum
Lineage: Eukaryota; Fungi; Ascomycota; Sordariomycetes; Glomerellales; Glomerellaceae
Exons: 3
Coding region: 1-1266 (421 amino acids)
Source: RefSeq, a predicted model, not a curated record
AUGGGUGCCACAAACGGUUCUUCCGGCGUCUUCGCCAUCACCAAGACCCGGCUCCUGCUAAUUGCGUCGCUGGCCAUCACAUGGUGGUUUGCUCAUCUCCUGCCGAGCUACAAGCCCAUGAUCAAGGCCGAGUUUAAGUCGAGAUUGGACGAGGCCCGCCAGAAGAUUCCCAAGAUCAAGGUUGAUUGGAAACCUGACCUCAGCAAAGACCCGAGAUCCAAUUACAACGCGUCCAAAUUAGCAUUGAUCAUCGAGCCGCGACCUAUUUCGCACCUCGUACCUCAGCUGUUGCACAUGACCUCGGUGGUGCCUCCAGACUGGAGAUUCCUGUUCAUCGGCUCCAACAAGAGCGUAGUCAGCGUCGCCCGGAGCUACGGCAUCAAGCACCAGCAGGUCAUUGGCAAGCUCGACUUGAUGGUCCUCCCUGAGCCCUGGGAGAUUGACACCAAGGAACACGUCUUUCGCCUCCUGACUGAUCUUCGCUUUUACGAAGAGUUUCUCCCUGGCGUGGAAUGGAUUCUCAAGUUCGAAUCCGACAGCAUUCUCUGCUCCAACUCACCAACCAGCCUCAACGAUUGGCUGGACUGGAGUUGGGCUGGCGCACCCAAAACCCCUGAUGAUCGCUUCUCGGGCAACGGCGGCCUUUCUCUCCGACGAGUCUCGUCCAUCAAGAGAGUGUUGCAAUUCCAGGAAAGAUACAAUGACACUGAAGCCGAAGACGAGUGGUACGGGAAGCGACUUUGGGUCAUGCAGGGCGAAAAGGUAGCCCACGGAAAAAAGGGUGUUUUGGCAGUGGAAGACGUCUACAUGGAGAAGCCCAUGGGUUACCAUAUCAAGGAUGGUGGCCAGGGCAUUUCGGACAAAGUGUGGAAGAACGCCAGUCAACGGAAAAAGAUUUUUGACUACUGCCCCGAACUCAGCUUGAUUAUGGAUAUGAAAUUGGAGCGCGAGCGCUGCGAUGGCGACAACAAAGAAGGCGGCAUGGGCCCAACGGACAGCGAGAAAGAAAAGGCCAUCGAAGAGGCUAAGAAGCAAGAAGAAGAGAAAGAACGCCUGAAGAAGGAAGCUGAAGAUGAAAAGCAAAGAAAGGCGGAAGAAGAGCGCCAAAAGUCGGAGCAAAAAUCGAAAGUCACCGAGGCAGACAUUGACAAGCCCCUCAACGAAGACGGCAACACUUCGACAGGUGACGAUGAUGCCGAUGCGAAAGCGAAGGCGAUGGCUGCUGAGGCGCAGGCAAAGGCUGCCGAAAAGGCUCGGAACGCCUAA